AUGUCUGUUCUCCUCUCCCCCGUAGUCGAGCUCUACAGGCUUGCCCUCCAACCGGUGGCGCCGUUCACCUGGUUCGGCCUCACGCUCAGCACGCUCGACGUCGUCGCGACCGUGCGCCUGUGCGUCGCGCUCCGGCAAAUCAGAGAGAAGCUCUGGCGGGACCAUAUCCAGAAGACAAAGACGGUACGGUCGGAGAAGGAGACGGCUGUGACCGUCGCGGAGGUCGAACCGCGCUCCUUUGUGCGGGACGCCGCGUCCGUGCUGCUCGUCGUUUACGGCGGGGAGGCCGUCACAUGCCCUGCGUUGGCCAUCCCGCCGUCCUUCAUGCUUUCCGGCGUCGUCCCAGCGUUCUACACCGCCGUACAGGCUGCCGUGGAGAAGCUACCGUCCGUACCGACCCCGGCGUUUGAGAACGAAGUCCCUCUGGCCGUGCUCGACGGCAUGACGCGUGCAUACCUGCUCUGCAACCUCAUCCCGCCCAUGGUCACUGCGCACACGUCGCCCGCCAUCAACAGCAAUCCGUGGACUUUGCUUCUCACCUCCCUGUUCACCGCAAACGCGGGGUUCUUCUUCACGAACCUCUUCUCGUUCUUCCAGCCGUACGCGCUCACGCUCACCACGCCCACCGAGUUCCUCCCGUACGGUUGGACGACGACCGACCUGUGGUGUGCGCCGCUCAUCACCGGGCUCUACGCCUUCCUUACGCACGCCCAGCCGUUCUGGGCGGACGCGCACUACGUCGCGCUCGGGUGGCUCGGGGGCCGCGUCGACGGCGCGGAGAAGAUCGCCGCGGUGGACCCGGAGACGGCGCGUGCGGUCUGUGCGCUCGUACUCGCCGGUUUGUUUACGACGCGCGCGGUCAAGACCUUUGGGCCUGGAGCCGUUAAGCCGAAGACGAAGGUGCAGUAGAGAUAUAGAGUGAUAGAGAGGGCGAUGUUAUGAUCUGACACGACGAUAUACGCAUUGAUUGUCGACGAGUUUGUAGGUUUGUAGAUGUUGUCACUUCUUGCUAUUCAAAUGCUGCUGUGUAUUCUUCUCGGAGCGGAUGACACU
This is a messenger RNA of Trametes versicolor FP-101664 SS1, 1053 nucleotides long. RefSeq lists its product as uncharacterized. The coding region runs from base 1 to 909 and encodes 302 amino acids. NCBI's taxonomy places the organism in Eukaryota, Fungi, Basidiomycota, Agaricomycetes, Polyporales, Polyporaceae. The record is from RefSeq and is a predicted model, not a curated record. The transcript has 3 exons.